This is a messenger RNA of Capronia coronata CBS 617.96, 1155 nucleotides long. RefSeq lists its product as uncharacterized. Gene Ontology annotation, molecular function: alpha-1,3-mannosyltransferase activity. The transcript has a single exon. The record is from RefSeq and is a predicted model, not a curated record. Gene Ontology annotation, cellular component: Golgi apparatus. Lineage: Eukaryota; Fungi; Ascomycota; Eurotiomycetes; Chaetothyriales; Herpotrichiellaceae. Bases 1 to 1155 code for a protein of 384 amino acids. Gene Ontology annotation, biological process: protein O-linked glycosylation.
AUGGCCAUAGUGCUUCUGCUAUAUACCAUCUUGGACGCAGAGGCAAGGCGAUCGUGGAUGGUUGUCAGCUCAAGCUUCAGGACAAGACCAACAAACCCUUUCACGACAGAAGAGCUCGAGACACCCAUCGACAUUACAGAUUGGGGUGAGAUGGGCAGUCAGGUCAAGCUGCUGUCACAAUGGGCACACAUGCUCAUGAAGCACCCGUUCGCAGACAAACCCGCUUUCCACAGCGUCUUGCUGUCGCGGUUUCCGUUUCUCGCAGGUAGCAAUGAAUCCAUAUACACACCUUGGCCUUUACCGAUGAUUGAAAACUCGACUUUGCAAACUGGCAUCGUCACAUGUGUUGGAUCCAGGAACUUCCGCAUGGCAGGUCAUCUCAUCACCAGUCUACGUCGAGUACACCAUUCCCGGAUACCGAUCGAAAUCGCCUAUGCAGGAGAUGAGGACUUGGAUCCCGACAAGCGGGCUUUCCUACAGACUCUGGAUCCAGGAACAUCAUUCAUCGACCUCCUCGACGCCUUCCCCAGCGCACGCCAUGACCUGGUCAAUAGCGGUUGGGCUAUGAAGCCCUUUGCUCUUCUGGCGUCCUCACACCAACAAGCCAUUCUCGUUGACGCAGACGCCGUUUUCCUCACGAGCCCCGACUCCAUCUUCGAGACAAACACUGGUCUCGUACGCACUGGAACCCUCUUCUUCCAUGAUCGCGCUGCUGGAGGCGGAAAUGGCCAACGUCGGCUAUGGCUAAGACAACAGAUACGAGCUGCGGGCAUUCCGCCUUCCUCUCGUCUUGUUGUGGAUUCACUGUUCUACAGGGGUUCCGCGUGGUAUGAAGCAGACAGUGGCGUCGUCGCCCUUGACAAGUCCCGCCCAUCUGUUCUUCUCGGGCUGCUGUUUGCCACGUGGAUGAAUACCAAGAACGUCCGGGACGAAGUGACCUACCACGUUUUCCACGGGGACAAGGAGACAUUCUGGAUCGCCAUGGAACUCAGUAGAGUUGAGUACUUCUUCCAGCCAUGGUACGCAGGAGCCAUGGGAACCAUCACAGAAGAAGAAGAAAAGCCAUCUUCUGAAUUGGAUUUCGAUGCAGACAGAGUGGAGAUCUGUGGAACGCACAUGCUACAUUUGGACCACUCGGGCAAAACACCAUUCUAG